This is a messenger RNA of Rhodofomes roseus, 774 nucleotides long. Its product is annotated as DUF1077-domain-containing protein. The record is from RefSeq and is a predicted model, not a curated record. Gene Ontology annotation, cellular component: EMC complex. The transcript is spliced from 6 exons. Gene Ontology annotation, biological process: protein folding in endoplasmic reticulum. The coding region runs from base 214 to 774 and encodes 186 amino acids. NCBI's taxonomy places the organism in Eukaryota, Fungi, Basidiomycota, Agaricomycetes, Polyporales, Fomitopsidaceae.
GGGUUAUCUGGGGGUUAUCAGGCUAUCUUGGGAGGCACGCGGCCGCGGGCGGGUGCAUUCCAUACAGUGCCUAGUACAUACACGACCUUGACCGCCGUGGCCUCGGCACCAUUACUCUACCAUCGAACAGGCAUUGAAACUGCUGUUCACUCAGUGAGGCAGGGCUGAUUCUACUGGCCAGCUGUUGCCGCGAUACCGUAGCCGACGACCGCCAUGGCGAGCACGACGACCGUGAUGGACCCGUCCAAGUGGAAGAACCUGCCUCCGCCGCCGGGCUUCAGUGCGCUGCAAUCCUCGCACAAGUCGCAGCCCAAGUCCUCGCAGACAUCCAAGCAGUCCUAUGAGAGCCUGAAGACAAAACGCGCAUGGGACUUUGCCAUCUCCCCGGCGAAGUCGCUCCCCAUGCAGGCAUUCAUGCUCUACAUGUCCGGGGGCGGCGUGCAGAUCUUCAGCAUGGGCAUCGUCUUCAUGCUCCUCAGCAGCCCGUUCAAGAACCUCGCGACCAUGAACACAGCGUUCGCCCCCUUCGCGCCGAGCUCAGCGCCCCCGAAGGCAUUCUCGACGCUCGUGCUGCAGAAGGUCGUGUACAUCCUGUGCAGCAUCCUCACACUGGCGUUAGGGUUGUGGAAGUGCCGUUCAAUGGGCCUGCUCCCGACGGGCACCGGGGACUGGCUCGCGUUUGAGACCAGAGGGCAGCCCGUUCCGGGGACCUCUCCUAUCGUUGCUCGAAAGCUUCACUGGCAGGUGACAGGCUACGGGGCCGACGGAGAAUAA